Messenger RNA from Rhagoletis pomonella (apple maggot), 413 nucleotides. RefSeq lists its product as uncharacterized. The record is from RefSeq and is a predicted model, not a curated record. Bases 82 to 390 code for a protein of 102 amino acids. The transcript is spliced from 2 exons. Lineage: Eukaryota; Metazoa; Arthropoda; Insecta; Diptera; Tephritidae.
UUGACGGGGACUAUUUCGUUUCAACAGCCUCCCUUGAACGAAUUGGAGAAGCGGGUAAUAGCUCUAGUGGGAAGCAGCUAUAUGGAGGGGCAACCGGAUGUCCAGGAGAAUAUUCCCAUGGAAGAGGAACUGCAAUUAACAUUGGGGGCGGCGGAUGAAAAGUUCCGCUUAGUCAUGGAGGAAGACACUAUGGUAAUUCCUCCACUAACGGUAUCGGAUGGCGAGUCGGAAAUUCGGUGCGAAACUCCGAAAACGCCGAGGCAAACACCGCGCAGAACCGCUAAGCGGAAACGUGCGGAAGAAUCGCCAACAAAGGCGAAAUUUUUAAGAAUUGCCGAGGCACAGGCCGAAUCAGAAAAGGUAAUUUUUUCAAUACUGUAUUUGUAUUGAAUUAUUAAUAAAACUUUUAUUUU